Molecule: messenger RNA, 1181 nt
Organism: Brassica oleracea var. oleracea
Lineage: Eukaryota; Viridiplantae; Streptophyta; Magnoliopsida; Brassicales; Brassicaceae
Product: GDSL esterase/lipase At5g03610-like
Exons: 5
Coding region: 79-1095 (338 amino acids)
Molecular function (GO): hydrolase activity, acting on ester bonds
Source: RefSeq, a predicted model, not a curated record
UAAAUUUCAGUCAUCCAAGUUUCACUCCUUUAUACCAUCUCACCCAGAUUGUCUCUAAACAAUAAAAUCAAUUCCAUAAUGAAACUCUUGGCCUCGCUGUUACUGUUUAUUUUUUCUUCUCUUCUCUUUGGAGGUGUCGUUGUAGCUGAGAGUUUAAAUCAGAAACAUCCGUUUUCCGGUCGAAAUAAAUUGUUUGUCUUUGGAGAUUCUUACGUCGAUAUUGGAAACACAAAACCUGAUGGUACGGGUGCAUGGGCAGUCCCUUACGGUAUCACUUAUCCGGGUAAACCCUCUGGCAGGUUCUCAGACGGCCACAUCUCCACCGAUUUUCUAGCCCAAUUGCUAAGGAUAAAAUUACCUGUGACCUACGCCAAGAAAGAUGACGCGGAUAAGACAAGGUUACAAUACGGAAUGAGUUUUGCGUAUGGAGGAACAGGAGUGUUCGAUACUUAUGCUAAUUAUCCUAACAUGACCGCUCAGAUCAAUCUCUUCGAGCAACUCCUCGGCAAUGUCUACUCUCCAUCCGACCUUUCUUCGUCCGUCGCUCUCGUUAGCGUUGCUGGCAACGACUAUAUUACUUUCAUUCUCGCGAAUCUUAAAGAUCCUGCCAAAUUAUUAGGGUUCAAAACAUUCAUCAGUCAAGUUGUGAAUCAAACCGAGCUGAAUUUGAGGAAAAUCCACACCUUGGGAGUGAAGAAGAUAGCAAUACCAUCAUUGACACCGCUCUGGUACAUCCCCAAGAUUGCAAACAGCUCCCUAAUUAUCAAAGUCAUUGUACAGGAUCUUGUAGAAUUCCACAACGGUUUGUUGCAGAAAUCAGUCGUCAAGCUUAACAAGGAGAACAAUCAUUCGGCUUUUACCAUCAUAGAUUACUACAAUACCUUCUUGGCUGUCUUCAACAACAAAGGAGAAAUCCCAGGGAUUCCGACGUUUCAAAACAUUUCCAUACCAUGUCUCGGGGAUGAUGGUAAAGUAUGUGAUGAUCCUAAGUCUGCUUUCUUCUGGGAUGGAAUUCACCCUACCCAAGAAGGAUGGAAAGCGGUUUACAAGGUUUUAAGACACAACAUCACCGCAGCCUUGAUGCCUAAAGCGUAAAACCACUUCUCGGGAUCGAAAAUAAUAAAACGUAUUUUAAAUUGUAUUGUGUGGCAACUCUAGGUCUAUCGUAUGUAUGAACGAAU